This is a messenger RNA of Salarias fasciatus (jewelled blenny), 3487 nucleotides long. RefSeq names its product sodium-driven chloride bicarbonate exchanger-like. The coding region runs from base 71 to 3421 and encodes 1116 amino acids. The transcript is spliced from 26 exons. Gene Ontology annotation, molecular function: solute:inorganic anion antiporter activity; sodium:bicarbonate symporter activity; monoatomic anion transmembrane transporter activity. The record is from RefSeq and is a predicted model, not a curated record. Lineage: Eukaryota; Metazoa; Chordata; Actinopteri; Blenniiformes; Blenniidae. Gene Ontology annotation, biological process: regulation of intracellular pH; bicarbonate transport; transmembrane transport. Gene Ontology annotation, cellular component: basolateral plasma membrane; plasma membrane.
CGCUCUCGUUUGACAGAGACGGAGGCGCGCGUCACGAUUCGCUUAUUAGUAAAGCCAAGAAGAAGAAAAGAUGGACAUCACGGACCAAGGAGCGCAAAUGGAGCCGCUUUUGCCCACGGAACAAAGUCCCCAAGAAAGCAAAGAUGUGAGGACCGAUGAAGAGGCGGUGCUGGACCGUGGGGGCACUCGCUCCAUGCUCAACACCAACUUUGAGAAGGAGGAACUCGAAGGUCACCGCACCUUGUACAUCGGAGUACACGUCCCCCUGGGCAGGAGGUCGCACCGACGCCACCGCCACCACGGCCACAGACACCGGAAACGGUCCAAGGAGAGGGACUCCUCAGCUGACGAUGGGCGAGAAUCCCCUUCCCACACAGACACGCCAGCUCAGAGAGUGCAGUUUCUGCUGGGGACGGAAGACGGCGACGAGGAGCACAUCCCCCACGCCCUGUUCACCGAGCUGGACGAAAUCUGCCUCAGGGAGGGCGAGGACGCCGAGUGGAGGGAGACGGCCAGGUGGCUGAAGUUCGAGGAGGACGUUGAAGACGGCGGCGAGCGAUGGAGCAAACCCUACGUCGCCACUCUGUCUCUGCACAGCCUGUUUGAGCUCCGCAGCUGCAUCAUGAACGGCACGGUGAUGCUGGACAUGAGGGCCAACUCACUGGAGGAGAUAGCAGACAUGGUCCUGGACCAGCACGAGGCGUCCGGCCCCGUGGGCCAGGACGCCCGCAGGAGGAUCCGCGAGGCCCUGCUCAAACAGCACCACCACCAGAACCACAAGAAACUGGCCAACCGCAUCCCGAUCGUCCGCUCCUUCGCCGACAUCGGCAAGAAGCAGUCCGAGCCUCACUCCAUGGACAAGAAUGGCCAAACGGUCUCACCUCAGUCUCAGCCGGCCAACAACGAGGGCAAACAAGACGUCAGCCGAGAAAACAGCGCCGUGGACUUCAGCAAGAUUGACCUCCACUUCAUGAAGAAGAUCCCUCCCGGCGCGGAGGCUUCUAACGUUCUGGUCGGGGAGCUCGAGUUCCUUGAGCGUCCCGUGGUGGCCUUCGUCCGUCUGGCUCCCGCCGUGCUGCUCAACGGCCUGGCUGAAGUUCCCAUCACCACCAGGUUUCUCUUCAUCUUGCUCGGACCUCUGGGAAAAGGUCCACAGUAUCAUGAAAUCGGACGGUCCAUUGCUACGCUGAUGACCGACGAGGUUUUCCAUGAUGUCGCCUACAAGGCCAAAGACAGGAACGACCUCGUGGCGGGCAUUGACGAGUUCCUCGACCAGGUGACGGUGUUGCCCCCCGGAGAGUGGGACCCCUCCAUCAGAAUAGAACCUCCGAAAAACGUGCCCUCUCAGGAAAAGCGGAAAAUUCCCCCCGUUCCCAACGGAGUGGCAGAUCUGGGAGAGUCCGGGGAGCACGGAGGGCACGGCGGCCCCGAGCUGCAGCGCACGGGGAAGUUGUUCGGCGGGUUGGUCCUGGACAUCAAGCGAAAGGCUCCACACUACCUGUCCGACUACACGGACGCCAUCAGCCUGCAGUGUCUGGCCUCCUUCCUCUUCCUCUACUGCGCCUGCAUGUCGCCCGUCAUCACCUUCGGAGGACUCCUGGGCGAAGCCACGGAGGGCCGCGUGAGCGCGAUCGAGUCCCUGUUCGGGGCGUCCAUGACGGGGAUCGCCUACUCUCUGUUCGCCGGUCAGCCGCUCACCAUCCUGGGCAGCACGGGCCCCGUGCUCGUCUUCGAGAAGAUCCUCUUCAAGUUCUGCAAGGAAUACGGCCUCUCCUACCUCUCCCUGAGGGCCUGCAUCGGCCUGUGGACGGCCUUCUUCUGUCUGCUGCUGGUGGCCACAGAUGCCAGCUCGCUGGUCUGUUACAUAACGCGCUUCACCGAGGAGGCGUUCGCCGCGCUCAUCUGCAUCAUCUUCAUCUACGAGGCCCUGGAGAAGCUGAUCCACCUGGGGGUGCACUACCCCAUCAACAAGAACAACAACCUGCAGAAACUCACGCUGUACUCAUGUGCGUGCGUGGAGCCGAGGCACCCCAGCAAUGAAACCAUACGCUUCUGGGAAGAAAGAAACAUCACGGCCUCAGAGGUCAACUGGACCAUGCUGGAGGUCAAGGAGUGCGAGAUGUUGCACGGCGAGUUCGAGGGCAGCGCCUGCGGCCCCCACGGCCCCUACAUCCCCGACGUCCUCUUCUGGUGCGUGGUGCUCUUCUUCUCCACCGUCUUCAUGUCCGCCUUCCUCAAGGAGUUCAAGACCAGCCGAUACUUCCCCACAAAGGUGCGAGCCAUCAUCAGCGAUUUUGCGGUCUUCAUCACCAUCCUCUUCAUGGUGCUGAUAGAUUACGCCUUGGGGAUCCCCUCCCCUAAGUUACAAGUCCCCAACAAGUUCAAACCGACCAGGGACGACCGCGGCUGGGUCAUAAACCCCGUGGGGCCCAACCCGUGGUGGACCACCAUCAUCACCUUCAUUCCCGCCCUGCUCUGCACCAUCCUGAUCUUCAUGGACCAGCAGAUCACGGCCGUCAUCAUCAACAGGAAGGAGCACAAGCUGAAGAAAGGCUGCGGCUACCACCUGGACCUGUUCGUGGUGGGGGUGAUGCUGGGCGUGUGCUCGGUGAUGGGCCUGCCGUGGUUCGUGGCCGCCACCGUGCUCUCCAUCUCCCACGUCAACAGCCUGAAGCUGGAGUCGGAGUGCUCGGCGCCCGGCGAGCAGCCCAAGUUCCUGGGCAUCCGGGAGCAGCGCUUCACGGGCCUCAUGAUCUUCACGCUGAUGGGCUGCUCCGUCUUCAUGACGUCCAUGCUCAAGUUCAUUCCCAUGCCGGUGCUGUACGGAGUCUUUCUCUACAUGGGCGCCUCGUCACUCCGAGGCAUCCAGUUCUUCGAUCGCCUGAGGCUCUUCGGCAUGCCGGCCAAACACCAGCCGGACUUCAUCUACCUGCGCCACGUCCCCCUGAGGAAGGUGCACCUCUUCACCAUCAUCCAGCUCAGCUGCUUGGCUCUGCUCUGGAUCAUCAAGACCUCCAAAGCCGCCAUUGUUUUCCCCAUGAUGGUCUUGGCUCUGGUCUUCAUCCGGAAGUUGCUGGACUUCAUCUUCAGCAAGAGGGAGCUGAGCUGGCUGGACGACCUGAUGCCGGAGUGGAAGAAGAAGAAGCUGGAGGACGCCGCACAGGAGGAGGAGCACAGUAUCAUUGCAGAGGAGGAGGGUAUUGUGCAAGUCCCGCUGGAGGGACACUUCAAGGGUGAUCCAUCCACAGUCAACAUCACCGACGAGAUGUCCAAAGGAUCGUUCGGCAACGUGUGGAAGAGCGUCAACCCUGCUGAGAGCGCGAAGAAGGAAGCCAGCGCUAAAAGCGUUCCCAGAGGCGGCGAGAAGCGACACAAGCGGCGGAGGCAUAACAAGAGCUUGGACCGGGAGACGAGUUUGUGAUGACACAUACUGGCGGCGCCACCGUGCUGUCAGUCAGUAAAUCAAAAAGAAAUGAUAAAAAACACA